Messenger RNA from Daucus carota subsp. sativus, 583 nucleotides. RefSeq lists its product as uncharacterized. Gene Ontology annotation, biological process: microtubule-based process. The transcript is spliced from 3 exons. The coding region runs from base 54 to 386 and encodes 110 amino acids. Lineage: Eukaryota; Viridiplantae; Streptophyta; Magnoliopsida; Apiales; Apiaceae. Gene Ontology annotation, cellular component: cytoplasmic dynein complex. The record is from RefSeq and is a predicted model, not a curated record. Gene Ontology annotation, molecular function: dynein intermediate chain binding.
CUAGGCCAUGUCACUUUAUCUCCACCAAAAAUAAAACAAAAAUCUCCAACUCAAUGAGUGAAGCAGCAAAGCGAAACGGAGAUGACCGGAAUUCCCGGCCGGCGGCCUCUUCAUCCGCGACCGGCAAGAAAGUAAUCAUCAAAAGCGCGGAUAUGAAGGACGAUUUGCAAACUGAAGCAAUCAACAUUGCUAUCGGUGCAUUUGAGAAGCACAGCGUGGAGAAAGAUGUAGCAGAGUACAUUAAGAAGGAGUUCGAUAAGAAGCACGGUCCUACGUGGCACUGCAUCGUCGGCAAAAACUUUGGUUCAUUUGUGACUCAUGAGACCAACCACUUUAUUUACUUUUAUUUGGACACGAAAGCCGUAUUGCUGUUCAAAUCUGGUUGAGCUGUGCUAGUGUUGCAACAUGAUGAUUGAUACUGUGCUAUGUUUUACCUCUGUAUGUAUUGAUUAAUAACUACUAGAGCACAAAAUAUUAGGGACACUCUCCUUGUGCUAAGCUGUAUAUUAAUUUUGACCUAUAUGGUGUUUCAAUUUCAUCUGGAAUUUUCACCUAGUUUUUCCAAUACAGCUUCUUGACGUUA